UCCAUCAAUUAGUCACAUGCGCUGAUUGUCGACUCUAUGCCAUUCACUGCAUGACGUGGUUUCAAAACAGGAAUGCCCAUGGCUCACCAAUUCAUGUAGUUCCGGCCCCCUCGGGAAAGGCAUCGGACAGAGCGCAGCAGUUCAGGUAGGUACGUGUUAGCAUGUAAUACAACGGUAAAGAAUGGCCGCGCUUGGCUUGUCUGUGCAUUUCGCUACAUAUAGACACCAUACGAGAGGAGGUAUCUCACCGAAAUGAUGACAUUUUAACCCGACUCUGGCGGGACGGCUUAAUUCCAAGUUGCCCUCGGUGCAUAAAAGAGCUCAUACCUUAAUCUUCCAUUGAAAACUUUACAUUUUCCACGAUGAAGUUCUUGAUCACUUCCACCGUCGCUGCCCUCGCUACCUGUGCCAUUGCUACAUCUUACAGCCUCUCUUAUGACACAGUCUACGAUGGGGGAUCCACUUCACUUAACACGGUGGCCUGUUCAGACGGCUCCAAUGGCAUGGAGUCGCACGGCUAUACCACUUUCAACUCUAUUCCGAACUUCCCUUAUAUCGGGGGUGCGCCCCAGAUCACGGGCUGGAACUCGGCGUACUGUGGGUCAUGUUGGGCAAUCACCUAUGGGUCCACUACCAAAUACAUUACCGCCAUUGAUGUCGGUGAUGAGGCACGGGAUGGGUUCAACUUGUCGCUGGAGGCUAUGAACGGCCUCACAGGUGGACAGGCUGAGUUUUUGGGGCGCAUCACCGUCACGGCCACCCAAGUUGAUGCUAGCUAUUGUGGUCUGUGAGACCGUGAAAUUAGGGUGCACGAGGCAAAUGGUUGUUUCAGUCAAUGAGUUUCCUGGCUACCUUUGACAUUCAUGUACAACUGGACAAUAUGGACACUUACAGAGACAUUCACGAGUAACAUA
Suillus clintonianus is the source of this 914-nucleotide messenger RNA. RefSeq names its product immunomodulatory protein. The record is from RefSeq and is a predicted model, not a curated record. The transcript has 4 exons. Lineage: Eukaryota; Fungi; Basidiomycota; Agaricomycetes; Boletales; Suillaceae. The coding region runs from base 363 to 791 and encodes 142 amino acids.